AUGCAUGGUGCUUAUUUUUGUCGGCUUACUAGAGAACAAGAGAACGGAAUCAUUUUAGAUUUCGUGAAAGCUUUGCCAUUCUCUUCCGACGUGGUGAUUUCCUCUGUUAUCCCCAUUUGUAGGUUGUUGGCAGUGUACGGAAAAACCGAGGUAUGA
This is a messenger RNA of Haemonchus placei, 156 nucleotides long. The record is from the annotation of a GenBank genome assembly. NCBI's taxonomy places the organism in Eukaryota, Metazoa, Nematoda, Chromadorea, Rhabditida, Trichostrongylidae.